Molecule: messenger RNA, 627 nt
Organism: Chelonoidis abingdonii (Abingdon island giant tortoise)
Lineage: Eukaryota; Metazoa; Chordata; Testudines; Testudinidae
Source: RefSeq, a predicted model, not a curated record
AUGGUCCUAGUCUCUUUCCUAUGCAUAGUUGGCUUAGACUCCCCUCCCCUCCCCUCCCUUCCCCUCAUCACACACUGCCCCCCCUCCCGUCGAGUUUCCCCCACAUCUCCCUUUGCCCCUUCCCCCGGUCCACACCGCUAAUAUUAACAUCUGUUGGGACCCCAUGCGGGACCUGGCUCUGAGCAAUCCUGCAGCUGCUGAGGGGUGCCGGUCUACGACGGAGCUCCGCAAAGAGAAGUCACGGGAUGCGGCGCGAUGCCGCCGGAGCAAGGAGACGGAGGUGUUCUACCAGCUGGCCCACACCCUGCCCUUCGCCCGGGGGGUCAGCGCCCACUUAGACAAGGCCUCCAUCAUGCGCCUCACCAUCAGCUACCUGCGGAUGCACAAACUUAUCACCUCGGAGGAGUGGCGUGGGCAGCCGGAGCAGGUGGACGCCUGUUACCUGAAGGCCCUGGACGGUUUCGUCAUGGUGCUGACAGAGGAGGGCGACAUGGCUUACCUGUCGGAGAAUGUGAGCAAGCACCUGGGGCUGACCCAGCUGGAGCUGAUUGGACACAGCAUCUUCGAUUUCAUCCACCCCUGUGACCAGGAGGAGCUGCAGGACGUGCUGAGCCCCCGGCAGGGUGA